This is a messenger RNA of Anarrhichthys ocellatus (wolf-eel), 3200 nucleotides long. RefSeq lists its product as uncharacterized. Gene Ontology annotation, biological process: translational elongation. The transcript has 6 exons. NCBI's taxonomy places the organism in Eukaryota, Metazoa, Chordata, Actinopteri, Perciformes, Anarhichadidae. Gene Ontology annotation, molecular function: translation elongation factor activity; guanyl-nucleotide exchange factor activity. Gene Ontology annotation, cellular component: eukaryotic translation elongation factor 1 complex; cytosol. The coding region runs from base 1265 to 3184 and encodes 639 amino acids. The record is from RefSeq and is a predicted model, not a curated record.
AUUUUAAGGGUGACGUAUUCCUUUAAGCAGGAAAUGCCUUUCCAAAAUAUUGCCAAAAUCCAUUCCAGUGGUGUAUUAGUGUUCAUCAGUAUUACACAUGUUGAAUCAUUAAGGGAAUGCAUUUCCUGUUUUGUAACAGAAGAAUGUAACAUCGUAAAAAAAACUGCAUUGGCUUGCACGAUGUGUGAUUUGAACCUCAGUACCUACUGAAUGAAUUAGUUGGCUUGCAUGGACAUGUUGUGUGUCUGUCACAGAUCCAUCGGUGGAGUGGGAUUUAUGUCAUCUCUUUUAAUUCAAUGACUCGUUAAUAUUUUUUGCCUUUAGACUUAUGAUGCCCUUUUUUGCAUGCUCCCAUGUCACUGUGUCAAGAUUUGUCAAGUGUCUCCACAUGAAGUGUUGGUUAGACAUGAGACCUUUGUUAAUGUAAUGAUGCUGCAUUAUCUGCAUUACUAUACAGGGACAUCCAUUGAAUAUGCAUUUGGUAAAUGCCCUUGUAGGAUGAGCAUAAUAAUGAUGCAUGGACUAGUGUUAUAAUUGCACUGCAGAAAGCUACUGUAUCACUUAAAAAGCACAAAAGCUUAAAACAAAGAUGAUAAAUUCAAUUUCCCAUCUGGUGACAUGCCUCCUUUUUUCGUAUGUAUUGUAGUAGCAAUUAAUGUCACAAAUGUAGUUGAACGCGAUCGCCCCAAGUCAUGUCUCAAUAAGCAAUGUUGGGUUUUUACAGUGAUUUGUUUACAAAAGUAAAUUACUUUCGGAAAUGAUCGUGUGGCAGGAAAAACUACAACUCAGACUAGCGUUUUGUAUUUUUGGCUACAGUUAUCCAACUUCACACCCAACUGGCAUUUGGACUCCAAAGCAUGAACGGCAGUGUUCAUUUCCCCGUACUUACACUAUUGAGUUUACACCAUGCGAGCAUAGCAGUCCCAGUUGGGGUAGAACCUAUUUAGCGUCUGCUGUGCAUGACUUUGUGGAUGAUUCUAACUCUUGACAAAUCACAAACGAGUAGCUUCCAUUCACUAAAUAUUUUUAGUUCAUCUGCAUGGGUUUCUUCCAGUUUCCUGCAUGCUCCUUGCUUUUCUCUGUGAUUGAUUUGUAGACUCUGUUUCAUACAGCUCUAUGAAGAAGAAAAAAGGUGUUUGGCACUAAUUCAUCUGUAGCGCUGGAGUCUAUCAAAUCAAUCCCUUCGUGUAUUCCUGCGUCUCUCUAACUAAUCCAAAAGUCUGUACUUUGUGAUUCUCUUUAUUUCCCCCGCAACGGAUCAAAGAUGAUGUCUAAGAAGACCCCCCAGUGCUCUGCACUGGAUCAGUCGGAGGUCGAUCAGCCUCCCAGUCAUUGUCAGGUGGACCGACCUGCAAACGCAGCGCCGGGGUGCAGGAACAAGGCUGAAUGCGGUCAAAGGAAUGGAGAGGCCGCACCGUCGUCCCCAGAGAGCAGCAGCUUGAAUGGAGACGGAAAGCGCGGCGGGAAAAGUCGCCGCCGCAAGAAACGUUCAUCCAAUCCCGGGAGUCGCCCUGAUGGGAAGGUUGACGUAAAGACCAAGACUGAAGAGAAGCCAGACAAAAGGACCAGCCAUCCACCCGCUGAGCUUAUUGGCCUGCAGUCCGAGCGUGCUAAUGUUUGGCUCGAGCGCAGCAUCUACGAGCGAGCCGAGAGCCUCUACCAGUGCUGGUUGGCGAGCUCUUCCAACGUGACCACCAAGUCGAACCGGUCACCUUCCGCCCCGGGUAAAAACUCUCAAUCUACUGUGGCUCCAUCUUCCUCAGGACCGGCGUGCCACCACGUCGUCCAGGCCGCGCGGGUGAACAAGACGACCGUCGACCAGGCAGAACAACACCGUGUCGAAGAAUCCGUCCAGCCGCCGAUUCCGAACUCUCUUGACCUCCUAUCCCCGCCUGACCGCUCCAUUGCAUCCAGAACGCCCGAUGAAGGGUAUCAGUCUCUAGCCCCAACACCCGCAACUCCCGUCAUCCAACAAGCAUCCGUCACGCCGACCAGUCGUCAGUCGAUCAACGGGCUGCCCCGCAUCCCAGUGGAGCUGCUGAGAGACGUGUGGCUGGAGAAGCCGCUGUACGACCGCGCCGAAGCCGCCUUCUACCAGAAUCUGUACGGUAACAAUUCCUCCAAGCGGUCCGGCUGCACCUCCGCUUCCAGAAGUACCGACCACCCUCAAAGCCUUGUAGAGGAGGAGGAGGAGGGGGAGGAAGAUGAGGAACUGGCGGUGGAGGAAAAAUGGGCGGUCCCACAGGGUAAAGCAGACAUCUUCCAUGCUCUGCUUCCUAUUCAGGAGGAAGAGGAGCCGUCCGAGGUCCCAGAGAAGGACGAAAUGUUGGGGGCGGGAGUCUGCUACUUCGUUCACCCAGACAGCGAACGGGUGUGGCUGGACAAGUGGCGGUAUGAUGCUGCAGAGAGCCGCUUCCAUGGUUGCAAUGAGAGUGAAGCUCUGGUGGGGAAGAAGGGUCGGAGGCCAGAAGCAGCAUCAGCUGCCUCCACCGCCCCUCUGAGGGACAACACCAUGAGUUCAGUGGACUUUCUGGCCCAGGAGAAGAUCUGGUUUGACAAACCUCGCUAUGACGAAGCAGAGCGGCGCUUCUACGAGCGGCCGGAUGGCUCCUCACAGCCAUCGCAGGUACCCGCGCUGUCUGAGAGGUUCAUUGACGUCGGGGCUAACACCAUUCUGCAAGACAUCGCCCGAGCCAGAGAGAACAUCCAGAAGUCUCUAGCGGGAAGCAUCAGCAGUGCAGCUGAUCAGGGAGAGAUCAUCUGUCGCAUCAAGAGCCUGGAGCUGGAGAACCACAGCUUAUACAAAGUGGUGGAUGACUUGAGUGCGGCACUUUCCAAACUGGAUUGUCGAGUGUCCGUUCUGGAGAAAGCUCCUGCAGUUGUAACGCCUGCUACCGCUCCGUCAGCACCCUACACAAAUGGCACUACUGCCCAGCAGAAGACCAGCGCCCCGGUUAAAGACGAGGAAGAGGACGACGAUAUUGACUUGUUUGGUAGCGAUGAAGAUGAUGAAGAGGCAGAGCAACUCAAAGAGCAGAGGUUGAAAGAGUAUGCAGAGAAGAAGGCCAAGAAGCCUGGCAUCAUCGCCAAGUCUUCCAUCUUAUUGGACGUCAAACCUGUAAGUCCGCACACUCAAUGGAUUUAUUCAAAAUUCAAUGUCUCCGACAGGAGCUUCGAUUCAUAGAUAAAAACCACGAUAA